This is a messenger RNA of Poecile atricapillus (Black-capped chickadee), 3387 nucleotides long. RefSeq names its product angiopoietin like 2 (gene ANGPTL2). The coding region runs from base 524 to 1996 and encodes 490 amino acids. The record is from RefSeq and is a predicted model, not a curated record. Lineage: Eukaryota; Metazoa; Chordata; Aves; Passeriformes; Paridae. The transcript is spliced from 5 exons.
GCCCCCGAGGCCGUGUACCGCACCCCGGGCGGGGAGGGCUCAGCCGGGGUGGCCGAAGCACCAAGCUCCUCCCGGCAGCCCCAGUGCCGCGGCGGCCCGGGGGCGGGGGCAGCCCGCCCGUCCAACCAGCGCCCGCAGCUCGCCGCUGCUUCGCCUUCUCUCCCCCUUCCCGGCCAGGAUAAGCCUGCCACAAAGAGCAGGGGUUCAAAUGAGGCUGCUCCGGGCCGCCUGAAGGGACUGCCGGGAGCGCCGAGGGAAGGUACCGCUUCGGAGGCGGCGCGGGCUGACGAGCCCAGAACGGUCCCGAGCAAGAAAAGCGCAGAAGAGGAAGAGAAGGCGCCUCUCUCCCACGUCCGCCCCGUCUGGUCCCAGCACAGCACACGCGGACUGCGGCUCGCCGAGGCGAUGUCACCGCGGUCGGGCCGCGGCGGCAGCUGCUGACAGGAGCGGCCGAGGAGCAGAGCGACAGCCGAGAUUUUAGGAAGUUCUUUGCAGAAGAGUAUUUGACCAGAACUAGAGUAUCAUGAUGACAAGAGGAUUCAUCUGUUUAAUGCUAGCAACUGUUGUGGGAGUUACUACAAGUGAAACACAGGAAUUUGAAGGCAAUGAAAAGGAAAAGGCUCAAGAAUUCAUUUAUAUGAACAGAUAUAAGCGUUCCAGUGACACACAGGACAAAUGCACUUACACCUUUAUUGUACCUCAGCAGAGAGUGACAGGUGCCAUUUGUGUUAAUUCUAAGGAGCCUGAAGUUCUGCUUGAAAACAGGGUAAAUAAACAAGAAUUACAGUUACUUAACAAUGAACUUCUUAAACAGAAGAGACAAAUAGAAACUCUCCAGCAACUGGUAGAGGUGGAUGGUGGAAUUGUUAAUGAAGUUAAACUCUUAAGAAAAGAGAGCAGAAAUAUGAAUUCUCGUGUCACACAACUCUACAUGCAGCUACUACAUGAAAUUAUCCGAAAACGGGAUAAUGCCUUAGAACUUUCUCAACUUGAAAAUAAGAUUUUGAACCAAACUGCAGACAUGUUACAGCUUGCAAACAAAUACAAAGACUUAGAGCACAAGUAUCAACAUUUGAUGUCAAUUGCCAAUAAUCAGACAAUAGUAAUUGCCCAGCUGGAAGAACAUUGUCAAAGGAUGCCAUCAAUAAAGCCACCGCCACAAACUCCACAACCACCAAUGAAAAUGUACCAGCCUCCUACUUACAAUCGCAUUAAUAACCAGAUAUCUACUAAUGAGAUUCAAAGUGAUCAGAACUUAAAGGUUCUGCCACCUACCUUACCAACCAUGCCUGCAGUUACUAGUAUUCCAACUUCAACUGAUAAACCAUCCGGGCCCUGGAGAGACUGUCUACAAGCGUUAGAAGAUGGCCAUGAUACAAGCUCCAUUUAUCUUGUAAAACCAGAAAACACAAACCAGCUGAUGCAGGUCUGGUGUGACCAACGGCAUGACCCUGGCGGCUGGACUGUCAUUCAGAGACGGCUGGAUGGUUCUGUCAACUUUUUCAGGAACUGGGAGACAUACAAGCAAGGAUUUGGUAAUAUAGAUGGAGAAUAUUGGCUUGGAUUAGAAAACAUUUACUGGUUAACAAAUCAAGGCAACUACAAACUACUCAUAACAAUGGAAGACUGGUCAGGUCGAAAAGUAUUUGCUGAGUAUGCCAGCUUCAGACUGGAGCCUGAGAGUGAGUACUACAAACUAAGACUGGGACGCUACAAUGGCAAUGCAGGAGAUUCUUUCACUUGGCACAAUGGCAAACAGUUCACCACGCUAGACCGAGACCACGAUGUAUAUACAGGUAACUGUGCUCAUUACCAGAAGGGAGGAUGGUGGUACAAUGCAUGUGCUCACUCAAAUCUCAAUGGAGUCUGGUAUCGUGGAGGACACUACCGCAGUCGAUAUCAGGAUGGUGUUUACUGGGCUGAAUUCCGGGGAGGAUCAUAUUCACUAAAGAAAGUUGUUAUGAUGAUAAGACCUAACCCUAACACAUUUCACUGAAAUAACUCUUCUCUUGGUUUGCUUUAUUGUUCUAAAAAUCAUAAAAAGCUAUUAUGGUAUUACCUGAAAUUAUCUUUUCAGAAAUGAGGAAUGUAAGAUACUGUACAUUUACUGAUAAGAUAUGAGGGCUUGUGUAUUAUAUUUUCAAGAAUCAUCCCAGGAAAAAGAGCUGAAGAAAAGGAACUGUAAUAACAUUCAUAACACCUUCUAGUACUAUUAGAACUUGCAGUUUAGAUGAAAACUGUAGAUAAACUUCCUGCUUUUUAUUCCCUGUAAAUUAAGUUGGAUGAUAAAAAUAUUGCCACCACAUCUAAGUAUUUUUGUAUGUUAUGUAUAAAUAUUCUCUAAUACAGGAAAUAUUACAAACUGUACAGCAAGAGUUUUAUUAUUAUUAUUGUUAUUAUAAGCAAUCAAUCAUUUGACACAGGAAUCAUAUCCUUUGAACUAUAUAGCUGGCAUAUGUACAUUAGUAUGAUGAUUACAUAAACUUUGUUAACUACCAUGAAUAAAGUUAGCACUAUGUAAUUCUGUUUUGAGAGCAGAUACUCAAAUCAUUGUCCUGAUAAAUCUGGCCUUUUCCCUUCACUAUAUGCAUUUAAAUAAUCUGCUCCUAUAAAAAUUCAUCAUUAAUUCAAAUAUUUAGAUUAAAAACACAAAUUAUUUUUCUUACCAAAAUGAAGUAGCUACUUGCAUAUGGAAAUUAACCCAGAUUUAUAACAGGUAUUAUAAGCUCUACAGCCAACACGUUAUACUACUCAACUGUUACAGUAUUUUGAACCUGACUUCAGUGAUUACCUGCUGUCUAGCCUCUGUAACCAGAAAUGGCUGGAUAUAAAUUAAAGGGUCUAUCCAACUUUGCAGGCAAAUGAUGGAUACCAAUUUAUAAGCUAUUUAAUAGCCUUAGCCUAUAGUUAAAAAUUAUAUAGAGAACUUAUCAGUAGCAAAAAUAAGUUAUUUUUAACAUAUUUCACAAUUAUAACAUUACUGUCAAAUUACUAAAUAGAUUUACUCAUUUAUAUUUAGAAGUCAGUCACACUUAUGAAAUACAGACUGGCAGAAUUCUAAUAUUCUUUUGAGAAAGGUUUCUAUAACAGAUUGUUAGCACACCCAUUACAAAAACAGCAACUACUACAAAAAAUACAAGUUAAAGAAUGCAUAAAAGAGGCAGCAUAAAAGCCUCUACAAGUUCAACAUAUUUUUUGGUCAGCCUGUAUGACAUUGAGCAUUUGUGUGUGUGUUUGCAUAUUUUCCCUUAUUACCUCAUCACAUCUUUACCACAGUAUGAUGUGUGAUGUAGCAUGUGUUGUAUACAACUGAAACUAGGGCUUUUAAUAUAUUAGAUUACCCCUGUAAUAUUAUAACCCUUAAUAAAGUAACAAAUAUUAUUUUGA